Thecamonas trahens ATCC 50062 is the source of this 3489-nucleotide messenger RNA. RefSeq lists its product as uncharacterized. Gene Ontology annotation, molecular function: protein binding. The record is from RefSeq and is a predicted model, not a curated record. Bases 1 to 3489 code for a protein of 1162 amino acids. NCBI's taxonomy places the organism in Eukaryota, Apusomonadida, Apusomonadidae. The transcript has a single exon.
AUGGCUUCUCUCGCAGCACUCAAUGCCACCAAAGCCGGCGACCUUGGGCGAGUCUCACAAAUCCUUUCUACUCACCCAUCUGCAGCAGCAACCAAGGACGCCAACGGAUUGAGCCUCCUCCACUGGGCAUCGACCGGGAAUGGAGGACAUGAUCUGGUCACGACACUGCUACAGUAUCCUGUGGUGAGGGCGUAUGUGUCUCUACCAUCUCGUGCUGGUGUUACUCCUCUUCAUCUCGCUGCCGCUUCAAAGCAUCCACACUCGCAUCUCAUCGUCGACGCACUCAUCGCUGCUGGCGCCGACGUCAAUGCCCGCAACUCGGACGGCCGUACCCCUCUCCAUGCAGCUGCAUUUGCAGGUGCGUCUCAUGUUGUUGCCCGGCUCAUUGCCGCUGGUGCUGAUGUGCGUGUCCGGGACGCUGAUGGUGCCUCUCCCAUGGACUGCGCCCUGCGCGGCGGCGUGAAGCAGAGAGAUGCUCUCGCUGCCGCGCUCGGUCGCGAGCUCACGGACGCCGAUACUAGUCGCCGGAACGUGCUUGGCGCUGAUGCUGGCUCGCCCGAGUUUCGCCUGUGGUCGGCUGCACAGGUUGGUGCCCUUGACGUCGUUCGCAGCCUCGUCGAGGUCGAGCAUGUCGAUUGCGGUGUGGCUGAUGCCGACGGCGUCACCGCCAUGCACUUUGCCGCCAGCGGCGGCCACGUCGAUGUCCUCGACUACUUGCUCGGCCAUCACGCUACUGUCAAUUGCGUCUCACAUGCCGGCGUUGUGCCGCUGCACCUCGCCGCCGCCGCCGGCCACCUGCCGGCAACUCGGCUGCUCCUCGAUGCAUCGGUCGGUAGCGCCGAGUACGCCAAGAACGCGCCUGAUAAUCUCGGCAGGACGCCGCUCCAUAUGGCGGCGUGGGAGGGCCAUUUCGACGUUGUUGCCGCCCUUCUCGAUGCUGACGUCCGCAUCGACAUUGCUACCCACCGCGGCAACUCGGUCCUCCACAUGGCGGCAGCGCCAUCGCCGACCAAGCCCAAGGCUGCCCUAGUCCAGCUCCUGCUCGAUGCCGGCCUCCUCGCAGACGUGCCGAAUCUUGCUGGCCAGACUCCAGCUGACCUUGCCGCGCUAGAGGCCGAGUCGAUCUCGCUCUUGCUGGCGCCCGAGUCGGGUGCAGUUCGACUCGGCUCGAGCGUAGGUACUUCGUCGGCGCUUGACGCUGCCCGGGCUGGCGAUACUCUCGCCUUCAAGACCUGCCUGGCGUCAGCGCCAACAGCCAACGACCGUACACUGGCGCUCGCCGCCGUCGAUGCCGCCGGCUUCACUGCGCUCCAUUGGGCGGCGUACUUUGGUCACACUGACAUCGUGACCGAGGCUCUUGCACACGGCGCGUCGACCGCCGCCCGCGCCCACGACGGCCGCACUGCGCUCAGCCUCGCUGCUGCCGAGGGCCGCACACAAGUGGUUGACCUUUUGCUGCAGGCCGGUGCCUCCGUGAGCGAUGCCGACAACGACGGCCGCACCCCGCUCCACGCUGCUACUGCUCAUCUACACGUUCCAUCCGUCGCCGCGCUAAUGGCGGCUGGUGCCAACCCGAGCACCACCGACCGGACUUUGGCCACUCCUCUGAGCUACUUGCACUCGCGCGUCUCGGCCAUGCUCAAACUCCUCGCGCCCAAACUCGAGGGCUCGGGCGCUGUUGCACUGCGAGCCGCAGUCGAUGCCGGCGAGCUCGCAACCUUUGUCGCCCUCCUCGAUGCGGGCGUCUCGCCCAAUGUUCGUGCGCCCGACGGCUCAGCGCCGAUCCACUGGGUUGUCACCGCCCGGAUGGCUGCCCCAUCGCUCACACACCGUGCCGCUGCCGCUGGCAUGCUUGAUGCGCUGCUAGCCCAGGACGGAGUCGCCGUCGACGCGCCCGACAACGCACGGUGGACCGCGCUGAUGUGGGCCGCCGGUGGAGGCCUCGACUCUUUCGUCCACUCCCUCCUCGCUGCUGGUGCCUUUCCUGACGCAGUCAACUCCGACGGGCGGACAGCUCUCCAUCUGGCGGUCUUUGAGUCGCAGACCCGGGCGGUCGCCGCUCUGCUUGACGCCGGCGCGUCACCAAACACCCGUGAUGCACUCGGCAACACGCCGGAUCAAUACGCCAAGCGCCCAGAUGUUCAAGCGCUGCUGAGCAGGUCCCAAGUCUCGUACACUGCCGCUGCUGCUGCCGCGGACGCUGCGCCCACCGACGAGAUCCACGCCGCUCUCCGGCGUGCCGCUGCUGAAGGACGCGCCGAUGUUGUCAAGCGUGCUCUUGACACCAACGGCCUCGGCGCUGAUCCCAACGCACCUGACGAAGAGGGCGUCACCGCCCUCCACUGGGCGGCCGAAAUGGGCCAUGCCAAUGUGGCUGCUCUCCUCCUCGCACAUCCUGCCAUUGCGCCCAACGCUACCACUGCACACGGCGCUACCCCACUGCACUGGGCAGUCGACGGUGGCGCCCGCGACGUGGUCCUGGCCCUUCUUGCCCAGCCAGCCAUCGAGGUCUCGCCGCGGCUGGCGUCGACCGGGGCCACCCCGCUCCACGCUGCCGUCCGCGCCGGCAUGGAGGCCAUCUCCACGGACCUCGUCCGUGCCGGUGCUGAUGUCGCCGCGCGUGAUAGCCAGGGCGACACUCCGUUACAUGCCGCUGUGGAGCUCGGGUCGGUGCCUCUCGUAAGACUGCUGCUCGAGGCCGGUGCGCCCGCAACUGCCGCCGGCCAUGGCGGGCUCACCCCUCUCCACCUCGCGGUCGGUCGCAACCGUGACGCCAUCGUAGCUAUGCUCCUCUCGGGCGGCCGUAUAUGCGAACGUGACAUCAACGCGUCUGACGAGACAGGCGCCACGCCGCUGCACUACGCACUUGUCGGCCUCCUCGCCGGUCGCAACAACGAGGACGAGAUCGAAGUCCUCCUCUCGCUUGGAGCUGAUGUCCACGCACGCUGUGACGCGCCGCCGGGCGUCGGCACAGCCCUUCACUUUGCCGCCCUUGACAAUCACGUCCCCAUCGCAUCGGCGCUCCUUGGCCUAGGCGCAGACGUCAACGCCCGCAACAUGCACGGUCUCACCCCGCUGCACUACGUCGCCGACAACGGCCACCUCGAAAUGGCCGCGGUGCUCCUCGCCUCCGGCGCAGACAUCCACGCCCCGUCCAACACGGGUGAGUCGCCUCUCGAGUGGGCCGCUGACAAUGCACACCUCCACGCACUACUCUCCAGUGGCUCGCCGCCCGUUCCUGCGUCGACCCUCUCUUCCAUGACCCCGGCAUCGUCGUCGUCGGCGGCCGCGUCGUCGUCAUCGUCGUCGUCGCCUUCCUCAUCCUCGCCGCCGCCGACCGCCUCAUCAUCAUCGCAUGGCUUUUCCCUCGCUGUCUCAUCAACCUCAUCCUGCACGCCUCUACGCCCACGACACCGUCGCUUGCGCCGCCGCCGCCGCGUCCGUCGCCGCAAGCCAGCCACCGUGCCGUCGUUCUCGUACGAAGACUAG